AUGACGUCGUCCAUGUUGCGAAGACAGCUGAAGAACCUGGUCCAGAACUACUCUGAGGCCGAGGUCAAGGUCCGUGAGGCCACAUCCAACGACCCGUGGGGCCCGUCCAGCUCACAGAUGGCCGACAUCUCGGAUCUCACCUACAACGUGGUGGCCUGUAACGAGAUCAUGACCAUGCUGUGGAAGAGGCUCAAGGACGACAGAAACUGGAGGCACAUCCACAAGUCUCUGACGCUGCUGGAGUACCUCCUGAAGACUGGUGACGACCGUGUGCUGCUCAAGAUGAAAGACAACAUCUACAUCGUCAAAGCGCUCACAGAGUAUCGCUUCGUGGAGAAAGAUGGCAAAGAUCAGGGUGCCAAUGUACGUGAGAAGGCUAAAGUGGUCCUGGUCCUGAUGGAGGACGAUGACAAACUCAAGGAGGAACGAGACUUUGCUGUCAAGACCCGAGAGAAGACGUCAAAAGGCUCGGCAGCCUCGUCGUCGGACACCGUCAAGGACCCCAACUACAAGCCGUGCUACGUCCCUGGCUCCACGGGGCUCCCAUCGCUGGACAACAUCCCGUCUGUAGCCGACCUGACGGCGUCAUUCGCCGCUCGCAAGGAGGAACGCAUAAAGCAGGAGGAGCAGAAGAAGGAGACGGAAAGGAGGGCCAAACUGUCUGAAGACGAGCUGAAAUGGGAAGAUGCCGGUAAAUCUGACAAUGUAGGGGAUCAGGCCUGGACUGGUGAUAAGACAGCAGAGGAGGACGACGCCAAGCCAGACCCUUGGGGGGCCCCUAAAACGGAUCCUUGGGGUGCACCCUCGGAAACAGAUGAUCCAUUUGUAGCGCAAAACGCCACCCCAAAACAGAAGGACUCCUUUGAAGACCAGCAAGAAGAUCCCUUCACGUCUUCUAAUAACGACCCGUUUAACACCCCGAAAGACGACCCGUUUAACGCACCCAAAAAUGACUCGUUUGACACCCCAAAAGAUGACCCAUUUAAAACCCCUAAAGACGAUCCCUUCAAUACUCCUAAAGAUGAUCCAUUUAACACUCCCAAGGAUGAUCCCUUCACUACCUCAAAAGAUGAAAACACCCCUAAAGAUGACCCAUUUAACACCCCUAAAGAUGACCCGUUUAACACCCCAAAAGAUGACCCGUUCAACACCCCAAAACAUGAUCCAUUCAACACGCCGAAGGAUGACCCAUUCAACACCCCUAAGGCUGACCCAUUUAACGCACCAAAAGAUGAUCCAUUUAACACCCCUAAAGAUGACCCCUUCAACACCUCAAAAGAUGAUAACCUUUCUAAAGAGGACCCAUUCAACACCCCAAAAGACGACCCAUUUAAUACCCCAAAAGAUGAUCCCUUUACUACCCCAAAAGACGACCCGUUCACCACCCCAAAAGAUGCUAACCCUUCUGAAGAUGACCCAUUCAACACCCCUAAAGACGACCCAUUUAAUACCCCAAAAGACGACCCCUUUAGUACCCCAAAAGAUGACCCCUUCAACACCCCAAAAGAUGAUAACACGUCUAAAAAUGACCCAUUUAAUACCCCUAAAGAUGACCCCUUUAACACCCCACAAUGCAAUAAAAGCCCACCUGCUGCUUUGACGACACCCCCAAAAGACGACCCCUUUAGUACCCCAAAAGAGGACCCUUUCACAGCACCUAGCGUCAACGCCGAAGCCACGACGCCUCCUAAGGAUGACCCUUUUACCGCCCCUAAAGACGACCCUUUUAACGCCCCUAAAGACGACCCCUUUUCUGCCCCCUUGACGCCCCCCAAAGAAGGAGAAAGCGGGGCGUCGGAUCCCUUCGCCGCGCCCCCGCUGAGCUCGUCCCAGAGCGGUAGCGAUGCCUGGGGGACCACCUCGGCGCCCCCUGUUGGUUCAGACCCGUGGGGAGACAACGCCUCAUCGCCUGUAGACAAUUGUGACCCGUUUGGGGACACGUCCAAAGCUCAAAAUGACCCCUGGGGGGCGCCAGGUUCUGCUGAUCCAAAUGAUGCCUGGGGGGCUCCUGCAUGCUCCUCCCCCACCAACGACCCCUUCGGAGACUCCAAAACUCGAACGGAUAAAGGAGCCGAGGUCAGAGUUGACGUGCGAGUCGGGGCGAGGCGAGGCGCCGCACCGCGCUUUGGGAGGGAGGGAGCGCACCAGAUGGACUCGCCGUGA
Molecule: messenger RNA, 2163 nt
Organism: Nerophis lumbriciformis (worm pipefish)
Lineage: Eukaryota; Metazoa; Chordata; Actinopteri; Syngnathiformes; Syngnathidae
Source: RefSeq, a predicted model, not a curated record